CACGUUCACGCUCACGGCGACUGAGAGUUGUUGCCGGCGGCCACAGCGGCAUUCUGUCAAGCAAUCGCAUUCGCCCAUCGCCAUCGCCCAUCGACUUCACGAUCUCCCAUACACACGCGUCUCAUCGGCAGCAUUUGGCCAAGCGCAUUCUCGAGAAAGAGCCUGUCGAAACGCGAGAAAACCGCUGGACACACGCGGAUUGGAAAGUGAGCGUCGUCGCGACUAUGCUCGUAGCCUGUAGCACAUCAGCUUUUUGCCUUCGCGCGCGCGCUUGAUCGACAUGUCGAACGGUUCCUUUUCCUGGGGAGGCGCGCACGCCGCUUCCCAAACAUCAUACAACCAGCAGCAGCAACAGAACAGGUCGAUGACAUCCCCCAAUGGCACUGCCAACGGCGCGCCUGCUCCCGGUCACGCACCACCGCCAUCGACAGCCGCUGGCAUGCCUGCGCUGCCGCCUGAAGUACUCGCCGCGCUGCAAGGCAUUGCUCCAGAGCAGCUCGGAGCCAUCUUUCAUGCCUUACAGAGUGGCCUCAUUCCCAUGCCUCCCGCCCCAGUAACCCCCAUCCCAGCGACUGUCUCAGCACCUAUCGACCCCCGAGCGCAACCUAGUAAUACGCGAGCGUCAGGCGCGCCGAGCAAUCGAAAUAUUGAGAUGGGAGAAGAAGACGGCGAGAUUGAAGACGGCGAGCUGGACGGCGCAGACACUCCGCAGGCUCGGGGAUUCCUGCGCACACCUCCAAAGGGACCACGAGAUCCAGAAAGCGGGCGUGGGUCACACCAAUAUCAACAUCAAACACAACAGCAACAGCAACAAUUGCGCCCCGUUGCGGUUCAACAACCAUCCCUUGUGCCAAUUCCUAGAGCUCAAGCCCUCAAUGGGAAGGCUCCUGCUACAUCUAGCACCUCCACCAAUGUCUCUCCCAGGCCAAGUAAGGAGGCUGCAAGCAAGAUCUUCGUGCUCGAGAUGCACAAGGCAGGAUACAAGUACGACGACAUCCGUCGAGAGGUGAAUGAAGAGCAGUUGCUUCGGCGCAUUUACAACCAACUCGACCUGCCCAUCCCCUCCGGCAGUAACACUCCUACAGGAACAACCAAACCCGCUGCGCCCAAAGCUCCACCGGCAAAGGUGGUGAAACCGGCCGCGCCAAAGGAUCGAAGCGAGUAUCUGGCGAAGUUGCAGGCAGCGAAGGCAAAGAAGACUGAAGCGAAUAAGUUAUCGGUCACACCGACAGCAUCUACGCAGCCAACCGUGCCGCAAGCGACUGAAGCUCAACGUGUCGCAACCAACCAGCCCUCGGCCUCCAUAUCAACUUCCGCAGCGGCCACACCACCUGCCCCUAAGAGCGGCGUCAUGACCAAGGACAAAACUGAGGAAGUGCGUCGAAGACUAGAGGCAAUUAAGGCCAAGCGAGCUGCAGAACAAACUGCCAAACUUGCCAACGAUGCAGCUGCGAACAAACUCGCUUCAGGGAAUGGGAUGCCUUUUAGCUCUGGCGCUCCGCCUGCUGGUGGACUUGGUGCUGGGCUUGUAGAGGCUGCUGCCAGCCUUGCAACUGAACAACCGAUGCCACCAGCCGCAAACGCCGCCCGAGCUCCCGACAGCAACGGUCAUCAAGCACCCGCCUCCGGACUGGUAUCACCGCCCAGCAAGCAAAGCUUUGGUCUCCCUGGCCUCUUCACGUCGUUCGCUCCCCAAUCAGUCUCGCAACCUUCUAGCGCAACCGGUGCAGCAGCUGGAUAUCAAGCUGUGCCAACGAUAAAAGACGUCACUUCUCCCCCCGCUAUCGGAAUUGUCAAUGGCAACAAUGCAGCUGGCUCAAACCAGACUUUUGGCGACCGCGGGGGCGCCUCCAUCGACGACCGCUGCAUCAUUGCAUUAAGUAGUGACGACGAAGAUGAUAUGGACAUCGACGAUAGUUCCGACGAUGAGCAGCAGACCCAGCCUAACCCAUCAGCACCCUCAGCUCAAGAUGCACCAAGGCUACCAAGCCACUCGCAGGCUGCAACAUCCUCUCCCAGCACGCCCAGUGCGUAUAAACGUAAGUUGGAAGAGAUCGAGGCUUUCAAGCAGCAAAUUGCAGAGAAAGAGAAACGGCGCAAGCUGCAGAGUCUGUCAGGAACACCGACGACAUCAACGCCGAACGGUGCGAGCCCUACUCUCGCUAUCGGCGAACAGAAUGAUCAGGCCUCUUCAAAGGCUGCAACUGCUGUCUCGCCUGCUGAUCCUGCCGCAAUCAGGCUGGCCCGUGCUCAGGAGAAGGAGGUAUUGCAACGCCGACUGCGAGAACUGGAAGCGCUCAGAGCUGGUCACAACUCUGGGAGUCCCAUGACUGCACAUGCUAUCACACCUUCAAUGCCUACCAGUGAAGCAAACACGGAAGCACAGAGCAAAGCAAAUGUGACGACGACAAAGCCAGUGUCACUCGCUACGAACGAGACUGCGGACGAGAUCGACGACGACGAUGAUGAAGAUCUAUACGGUGACAGCACUGAGGCCUCACAGCAUCAGCCGGCCCAGGACACCCGUUUACCGCCGCGUGUGGACUCUCAGGCAACCACUCUUUCGUCAUCAUCCCUACACAGCCGCGUCGAUGGUGUAGUCCCAGAAGACGCAGCUGAUUAUCCACACGCAAUGGCUUCAACCACCGACGACGCUGCGGCGCGCGGAGAGUACGACAAUUCCACUACUUCGUUCAAUCCGCAGGCUGCUCUAGCGGACGGUGGAGCUGUCGACGAUGCUGAUGAGGACGAAGACGACUUAGAUAACAUCUAUGAACCCCCUGCGCAUAUGAACGAGAACGUGGUUCAGAUGCAGCCGCCUGCUCAGGACUCCAGCGCACCGGACGAUGUCGACAGCGACGAGGCUAUGGAUACAUCCGAGGAGUCUUCCGACGACAGCGACGAUGACGACGACGAAGUCUACGCUGGGAAAUCAGGCCACAGUGGGGCCGAGCCUUCUGCGCAAGUGUCUUCAUCCGAACAAGAGAUGUCCGCGGCUUCUUCAGAAAGUGGCUUGGGAUCGAAUGACCCUCUGGACGACUUAGACCUCGCGCCGGAGUUGCAAGCUGUGUCAGACGACAGCAGUCUGGCCACGACCCGCAAUGACCAAGUUCAGGCAUCACGCUACACACCAUACGAGAGCCCUUUGCGGCGAUUCAAGGACUACCGCUACCACCCGGAAUAUACUAACACCGUGUCAGGCGGCUUCAAGAGCUUAACUUUCAACCACAAAAUCGACCCUGAUGCAUUGGUGUGCCCUUUCGAGAUUGAGCGUGGGCAAUGUGACGUUCCGAACUGCGGCUACCAACAUUUCCACGAGAUGGCGCUCCACGACAACGACUUGCUUCGACUGAUGGGCACCGAGCGCACUCCUGCUCGCAAUCCUGAAGAAGACAAGCGAUGGAAGGAAGGUCUCUCGAAUCUCAUCAGAGAAUUGCGCACAACAAACAUUGGUAGAGAUGCGGGACUAAUUGCGCAGCGCAUUGCCGAGUAUCGCCGUUCAUUCGUGAAUGAUCCGACCCGCGUUGUGCUCCUUGACGACUGAGGACAUUUCAACAUCUCGUUGCUAUUCUGAAGGUUGUAUCUUAUACACUAAUGUCUGGCAGCGCGUUCUGCAAUGAUCUGAGCAAACAGCAGCUAGACUGCAUUGGCUCCGAGCUCAGAAAUGAGACAGAAGCAGAACGUGAAGUGAGCACAUGCAUCGAUCCUGCAGACCUUCAACGCAUCUCGGGGUGCUUGUUUCUGAUGGUUCCGAUGGACGCCCUUGGUUUGGGCAGGAAUGGCCCGCAAUGAAUGGGCGGCGCGCGCUCAUCGCCUAUUGUCACCCACCCAUGCAGCGUGGCUUUGCAUUUAUGUGGCGCGCUCAUCUCAGCGCGUUCGGAUCAUGAGCAUCUCGAACUGUCGCAACUGCUAGAGCAACGCUCUGUACCAAUAGGUGUAUGAUGCCACCUGCGAGAAUGCAGAAAGCAGUCACCUCGGGAGAGGCGGAGGUUCUUAUUGCGUUGCGAGACAGCGUGGGCACAGGAGGGUCUUGCGAGUUAGCUAUCUGGUCUACGUAUCCGUG
Cercospora beticola is the source of this 4063-nucleotide messenger RNA. RefSeq lists its product as uncharacterized. Gene Ontology annotation, cellular component: nucleus; exosome (RNase complex). NCBI's taxonomy places the organism in Eukaryota, Fungi, Ascomycota, Dothideomycetes, Mycosphaerellales, Mycosphaerellaceae. The record is from RefSeq and is a predicted model, not a curated record.